AUGAUUGCUUUCCAUGGACGACUUGGAUUUCGUCAGUACCUGCCAGCCAAACCCACUAAGUAUGGCAUAAAAGUAUGGAUGCGUGCAGAUUCUGAAAAUGGAUUCGUGAAUGAAUUCCAAAUUUACACUGGGAAGCAUGGCGAUACUAAUCAGCAUCAACAAUAUGGACAAUCCACAAGAGUGGUUCUGGAGUUGACUAAAAAGAUAGAGAACAGGCAUCAUAUUGUAAACAUCGACAACUUUUUUACAAGUUAUGAACUUUUGUCUAUCUUGAUCAGGCGCCUAACUUACGCCCGCGGCACAACCCGCUCCAACAGGAAGGAAUUUCCUGCAGCCAUAUUACACCCAAAGUGUGUAAAAAACCAGGGUGACCUGAAAGUAUUACAAAGGGGACAGAUAGCUGCAUAUGCCUGGAAAGACAAGAAGACCAUCUUCUUUUUGUCAUCAGCUGAUGAUCCCAGAGAGAAUGGAUUGCAGGUACAAAGGCGACAGAAAGAUGGUACUCAAAGACAGGUUCCUAGUCCGAGUGUUGUCCAGCACUACAACCUGAAAAUGAAUGGAGUGGACAAAGCGGACCAAACAAGGACAGAAUAUCCGACUUUCAGGAUGUGCAAGAGGUGGUGGACAUAUGUUUUCUACUUCCUGUUAGAUCUUUCGAUCGCGAAUGCCUACAUUUUGAUGAAGGAAUCUCCUAAUCACCAACUGGAGACGAAGUCUGGUCGUAGGAAAGAGAGAUCUCUUCUCGACUUCAGAAUGAAGUUGGCCAAACUACUUAUUGGUAACUACAGAAUGGCACGAAAGCGAAGAAGAGUCUCCAAUAAAGAUCUACAUGGCAUAGGUCAUUGGCCAAAAGAAAGUGUCAAAAGAGGCAGGUGUAAAAACUGCUCAAAAAACCGAAAGCGGUCAGAUGUGAAAUGGGAGUGUUCAGGUUGUGCUGCUCAUCUUUGUGUAAAAUGUUUCGAAGAGUACCAUAAGAAUCAGUGA
This is a messenger RNA of Pecten maximus, 984 nucleotides long. RefSeq names its product piggyBac transposable element-derived protein 3-like. Lineage: Eukaryota; Metazoa; Mollusca; Bivalvia; Pectinida; Pectinidae. The transcript has a single exon. Bases 1 to 984 code for a protein of 327 amino acids. The record is from RefSeq and is a predicted model, not a curated record.